Phanerochaete carnosa HHB-10118-sp is the source of this 874-nucleotide messenger RNA. RefSeq lists its product as uncharacterized. The transcript has 2 exons. Bases 43 to 414 code for a protein of 123 amino acids. NCBI's taxonomy places the organism in Eukaryota, Fungi, Basidiomycota, Agaricomycetes, Polyporales, Phanerochaetaceae. The record is from RefSeq and is a predicted model, not a curated record.
CUCAACUACUACCACUACUACACAUCCACCACCAGCACAACGAUGCCGUUCUUCAGUCACAAGUUUAACUUUUCUGCUUCUACCACCACGCUCAGCUCCACCGUAUCGACGCCGAGCAACGCAUCCACCACCUCGCUCUUGAAGCAGUCGCGUCCUGAGAAGGACUAUUUCACUGCAUCUGGCACGCUCCAAAGCUUGUAUGGCUUCGGCGGUGCCGCGCCAACUCUGCCCACGAUGGCUAAGCCCUCCAAGUCGACCAAGUCUAAGUCGGCUAGCGAGAAGGCAACCACUGCUAAGACGAGCACUCGUGGCCAAGAGAAGGAUUUCGAGGCUGCGUACGGUGCCUUGAGCUCAAUGUACGGCUUCGGUGGUGCUGCUAUCGCCCCCACUCCUGUUCGUUCGACUUCAAAGUGAACGUGCUCCGCCAAGGUCACAAUCAGUCUGUAAACAGGCAAAUCUUACGGUUAGACCUGGUUAUACCCAAUUAUUCGUGGCGCAUACCGCGAUGGGCAGACUUAUGUGGAUCGUCUCGGGGACGCUACCUUGCGCGGUUAGUCCGCGACGCACAUCCCUAGCCGCUGUGUCUCGUCGGAGCACACGCUGUUUGAACCAGAAGGAAGAAAGGGUCGGAUGUCCAGAGAGUGCGAAAUGGAGUCGUAGGGGGCUUUCGCUUUCAAAAUUUGCACCUGUCGAUCCUCAUCUUCCAUAAUCACCUACGUACUCGGCCAUCCCAGGCUCCGUCUCUCCACGAGUUCUAUCUGUUUACGUUGAUAGCCUUCAUUCUUUGUUUCGCUGCAUUGGCAUCUCUUUCCAUGGCAUGCUUUGACCACUCUAUUUUAAGUGACAAAUAUAUUAUUGUAUCGUUUUGUCUCUC